CAACAAUGAUUACCACGGUAUUCACAGUUCUGUCUUUUGUCUUUGCUGCUAUUUACUAUGCGUCUACCUGGAAAUUUGGUUAUUGGAAGAAACGCAAAGUGCCUUAUUUGGAUCCCGUCCCGUUACUAGGGAAUUAUGGAUCUUUCAUCACCCAGAGAAAGUUCAUGGGACGUCUGCAUCAAGAGCUAUGCCAACAGCUACCAAACGUACCGUAUUUUGGCGCAUUUUACGGCACGGAGCCGACUCUAGUGGUGCAGGAUCCGCAGGUCAUCAAGACAGUUAUGACGAAAGACUUUUACUACUUCAACAGUCGGGAAAUAGCUAAGUACACUGACAAAGAAUUAGUCAGUCAAAAUUUAUUCUUCACUUACGGAGACCGGUGGAAAGUGCUCCGGCAAAACUUGACUCCUAUCUUCACACCAGCCAAAAUGAAGAACAUGUUCUACUUGAUAGACAAAUGUGCUCAUGUGUUCGAAGGCAUGUUGGACUAUGAAUUUAAGAAGAAUAAUGUUCAAAAAGUAAGACCUCUUAUGGCUAGAUUCACCAUGGACUGUAUCACUGCAUGUGCUUUCGGCGCCGACGUCGGCACUAUGGGACAUGACUCGAAGAAUAAUCGAUUUACGGUAAUGGGCGAGAAGAUAUUUAUGGACUCUUAUUGGACAAACAUCAAGAAUGUGUUUAGAUCGAUUUGGCCAGCUAUAUUUUACGGUCUAAGGUUGAGAAAUUUCCCCGUAGAUGUGAUUAAAUCCUUUACACAAUUUAUGAAGCAGGUGUUCGUCGGGCGCGACUACAAACCCACGAAGCGGAAUGAUUUCAUCGACUUGAUUUUGAAUUGGAAAAAGGAUAACUAUAUAACUGGAGAUACAGUGAAAAACAUGAAAGGAGAGGAGAAGAAAGUGAAGUUAUUGGUUGAUGAUGAAAUGCUAGUGGGUCAGUGCUCUAUGUUCUUCGCCGCUGGAUUCGAAACUUCAGCUACAACUUUACACUACACUCUAUACGAGCUUGCUAAAAAUCCUCAGGCUCAACAACGGGUAUUUGAAGAAAUAGAUAGCUAUCUGUCAAGACAUAAUAACAAACUUGAAUUCGAAUGUAUCACAGAGAUGCCGUUCACAGAUGCUUGUUUUGAUGAAACGCUUCGUCUGUACCCGGUUCUAGCAGUGUUGACUCGCGAAGUGGUCGAGGACUACACACUGCCGUGUGGAGCUGUCAUAGGGGAAGGCGUCCGUGUUCAUAUACCGGUGUAUCAUCUGCACCAUAACCCAGACUUCUUCCCCGAUCCGGAGGAGUACCGCCCAGAAAGAUUUUACGGCGAGGAGAAGAAGAAUAUAAAACCUUAUUCUUAUUUACCAUUUGGGGAGGGACCGCGCUUGUGUAUAGGCAUGCGUUUCGCGAAGAUGCAAAUGUUAGCCGGCUUAAUAACAAUCCUGAAGAAGUACAGAGUGGAAGUGACCCAAAGACCUCCUAAACAGAUGGAGUUUUCUCCGACGUCUUUCGUCACGCAGCCGAAGAAAAGGAUCGAGCUGAAAUUCCUGGAAAGAGAGGGAUGGCAGCAGAGGCAGUAUAGUCCGAUACAGUGACAUUGUGACGCGUUGAUAUGGAGAAAUUUGAAUGAAUUCAAUAUAUUAACACAUAUAAUGAA
This is a messenger RNA of Plodia interpunctella (Indianmeal moth), 1639 nucleotides long. Its product is annotated as cytochrome P450 6B5-like. The transcript has 2 exons. Gene Ontology annotation, molecular function: iron ion binding; oxidoreductase activity, acting on paired donors, with incorporation or reduction of molecular oxygen; heme binding. NCBI's taxonomy places the organism in Eukaryota, Metazoa, Arthropoda, Insecta, Lepidoptera, Pyralidae. The record is from RefSeq and is a predicted model, not a curated record. Bases 6 to 1577 code for a protein of 523 amino acids.